Drosophila serrata is the source of this 1974-nucleotide messenger RNA. RefSeq lists its product as uncharacterized. NCBI's taxonomy places the organism in Eukaryota, Metazoa, Arthropoda, Insecta, Diptera, Drosophilidae. The record is from RefSeq and is a predicted model, not a curated record.
CUUUGAAGAAAUAUUUUGGCAUUUGGAAAACUUACUUCUAAGCAAAGUCACAAGCCGAAAUUAUACAAUUAUCUCAAGAUGUCGUCCUAUAUGCGACUACUGAUGUUUCUCACCGGCCUGUUCUUCAUGAUGUACUUCAGUCUGGAGCCCAUAAUGGAUAUGUUUGAAGAGCCCGUCAUCGUGAGAUCCGAAGACAUUAUAUUUAUCAACAAUUCUGGAUGUUUCCUAAGAGGCCGGCGAAGUCCAGCCAGAUAUUCUCAGGCACUGGAACCCAUCAACCUUUUGCGAUGCCCAGAACCUCAGCUGAUGUCUGCAAUGACCAAAGACAACGCCAAUUUCCUGGUGCCCAAAGAGAUGUCGGAGAACUUGCAUUGCAAAUACUGGGUGCUGGCUGCCUGGGACUUUACAUCAAGCAAAGGCCUUCUGGAAGGACACUUUAGCCUGAAGCGCGGAGAGAAUUCAGAUAUUCAGAUCGGCAUCGGUCGUCAGAUAGUUCGGGUUAAAUGCAAGGACAAUUUAAAUUUCACUAAAUAUCACGAUGUUCACUUCUUUGUGCCACCUCCGUUGGAAGGUCUGAAGUCGAAGCCAAAUGGAAUCAAGAAAUUAUCCGUGAUGGUUCUGGGUAUUGACUCAAUUUCCCACAUGCACUUUGUGCGCAACUUCCCCCAUUUGAAUGGCUUCCUCGAGAGUAUGCACACCAAGUUCUUUGGCUACAGUCGAGUGGGUCUAGAUACCCGUGCCAAUUUAGUGCCGUUCUUGAGUGGAUUUAGCACCGAUGAAGCGGACUCGACGGAAGCCUGGCUAUGGGAGAUAUUCAAGGCCGGAGGAUACACCACCGCCUUCGGUGAAGACAGUGCCGAGGGCGUCUUCCCAAGCGGGAAUGGAAAGGAACAGUUUCCCAGCAAUCCGACCGACUUUUACCUGCCUCCUGUGCUGCUCGAGAUGCACAGUCACUCCCGCUAUAGUCUCGAUCUCAGGGAGAUGGUUUACUGCACGGCUGAACGUCAGUUCCAAGGGAUCCUAAGGGACUUCAUAGCCAAACUGGUGCCCCACAUGCAGCAGCGUCCUUUCUUCUCCUUCUUCUGGCAAUCGCAGGGCGUUCAAGAGUACUACGAAUUCGCAGAGCAGUUGGAUCAGCCCUAUAUGAUGCUCUUGAAGAGCCUGCAAGAGGCUGAUGUACUGAACAAUACCAUUGUCUUUCUCAUGUCCGAUCACGGACUUCGCGCUGGUGACUAUCGUUCGAGCUUUCAGGGCAUGGCGGAGGAGUCACAGCCCUUCCUGCUGGCCAUAUACCCCGAUUGGCUGAAGGACAAAUACCCCCAGGCCAUGGGGAAUUUCGAGAGCAACUCGCACAGCCUGAUCACCCCGUAUGACCUUCACCAAACCCUGAAGGAUGUCGUUCGCUUGGACAAUCUGCAGGGCUCCCAGUUAGAAAAGCGGGCCAAGAUCCUUCAGUCGCACUCCCCGGAGAGCCUGCCUCGAGGAAUAAGUCUUUUCCUGCCAAUUCCAGAACACAGAACCUGCGAGCUGGCCCACAUCCCUCCACUCUUUUGCUUCUGCCGCAAGCACACCGAAAUACCCACUGACGAUGGAUUGGUCCUCCGAUGCAGUCGCUUCUUGGUGGAAUCCAUCAACCAGAAGACGAAAUCCCAUCCCCAAUGUGCCAAACUAAAGCUCCAAUCAGUGGUUCUGGCCUACUUCAUGGAGUUGGGCGAGGAGUCCUUCUCCCACGAGUUUAGGCUGCGGGUGAAGACGCUUCCUGGAAACGGGGAGUUCGAGACCACUGUCCGUGUGUCGGAGACUUUAGUCUUGACCAGUCCCAUCAGUCGUGUCAACAGAUAUCAAAAGCAGUCCCACUGUGUCAGCCAACCUCAAAUCAAAGCCCUGUGCUUUUGCACCUGAACUGUGGGUUGUAACAAUGGAUAAAUUGUAAUUCAAUAAAAUCACUAUUUACUUUUUGGAUAAAUAACAUAA